This is a messenger RNA of Girardinichthys multiradiatus, 4636 nucleotides long. It is a transcript of the gene bcar1, whose product is annotated as BCAR1 scaffold protein, Cas family member. The coding region runs from base 1002 to 3863 and encodes 953 amino acids. The record is from RefSeq and is a predicted model, not a curated record. The transcript has 11 exons. Gene Ontology annotation, molecular function: protein binding. Gene Ontology annotation, cellular component: plasma membrane; focal adhesion; cytoplasm. Lineage: Eukaryota; Metazoa; Chordata; Actinopteri; Cyprinodontiformes; Goodeidae. Gene Ontology annotation, biological process: cell surface receptor protein tyrosine kinase signaling pathway; cell migration.
AAUAUUUCUAAACUGGUAAUGUGUUUUUAUUGCUUAGAGACUAGUCCCAGUAGGGAGUUCUGCGUUCUUUCUGCUUUUGCUGGUGCUGCUCGCUCGGCCCCUUUAAAGCUGGACUGGAUCAUCCCUCUGGAGGUACGGACAGCAGCAGAGCAGAUAGCGCCUCACGCAGCGCCGCGUUCGGUUCUCAAACGGAACACUGCACGUCUGAUCUCAGCAAUCCCAGCUGCGUCAUAUUCCAGCUUUUUCUUGAGGCGACUGCAUGAGAAGCUGAAGAAUUCCGAGACAAACAACAGAGCGGUGCAGGGAGUCAGGACGGAUGAGAGACAGUGCACGGGCUCUGCUGACAGGCGGACUCAUUGGUGCUGCAGCAUAUCUGAGCCUGGGCUGCGCACAUUUCCAACACUCACGCACAUCCGAACCUUUUUCUGCUGCAGGAGGGGUUGCUUACCUCGAUACCUUACCAUGGAACCUACGGAGGACUGAGCUGCAAACAUCUUCUUUUGUCAAAUAAAAGUAGCAGUGGAGGAAAACAACCUAGAGGGCGUUUUAAAGGAAAGAGUGAAAGCAGCAAAAUGUCUGUUCCUGUCCAGGCACCAUUUCCUAUGCUGAUCGGGGUUGUGUACAGACCUCCAGACUACAGUUUGAGAUCGUUUAUGCAAAACCUGGUAUUGCUGUCUUGAGUCAUUGACCUUUUCACAGGUGAGACCUUCAAAACCUUAACACUUUUUGUAACACUGACCAACUCCUGGGUGUGAGACUGCUUGGAGCCUGGUUUUGUUACCAGAAGCCCUUUUUAAGAGAACGUUUCUUCUGUCAAGCUGCAUGUCAUUUUGUAUGACAACACAGAAGUGGCUUUGGUGUUGCCAUUUGACCAGACUGGCUGGAACCAAUUUGUAUCAAGUCUAUACAACCAGGCAUGUUGCUGUAAGAAAGUGAACUGCAUCAGAACCAUAAUCUUUUUCAGUCAAACUUUACCUUCUCUGUGUGGAUUCAGGUUUUCGAUGGAAGGCUUAAAGAACGUUUUGGCCAAAGCAUUGUAUGACAAUGUGGCGGAGUCUCCAGAUGAACUUUCCUUUCGCAAGGGUGACAUCAUGACAGUGUUGGAGCGGGACACGCAAGGGUUGGACGGAUGGUGGCUCUGCUCUCUUCAUGGCCGCCAAGGCAUUGUCCCUGGGAAUCGUCUCAAGAUCCUAGUCGGCAUGUAUGACAGUAAGCAGCAACAGCAGGUCUCACCUACCACGCCAGAUCCAGCUGUUUCCUGUCCAACCUCCCAGGUGCAGCGACCCCUCCCCACUCAAAGCACCUAUACCCAACCAACACCUGCCAUCUCUACACCAUCUGUGCCAGUGUACGCAAAUAAGCCCCUUCCCUCAGUUCAGUAUACAUCAAUGCACCCAGCGUACUCAAUCCCAAAUCCUGCACAGCCAAACACGGACUCUGUUUACAUGAUGCCCCCUUCCCAUGGUCCCAAGAUGAGCUCCAAAAGUCUAUAUCAGGUUCCAUCUGGUCCAAGCGGAUCCUCUGCACAAGCCCAACCAGGACCCCCUAAAAAGACCUCAGCUCUAGGCCAUCGAUCAUUUGAUGGCCCACAAGAUAUCUAUCAGGUGCCCCCAUCUGUAGGUCUAGGGCUAAGUCAGGCAACCGUAAACUCCGGGGUUAAAGCAACUGGCCAAGAUGUAUACCAGGUACCCCCAUCCUGGGAGAGCAGCACCAAGCCACUUGGCAAGGUGGUUGUUCCCACUCGAGUUGGACAGGUUUAUGUGUACGACCCAGUGAAAGCCGACAAAGGCGAGUAUGACGUCCCACCCAGACAUCAGCCUCCGGCCCAGCAAGACAUUUAUGAUGUACCACCCACCCGCCAGCAGUACAGCACCCAGGUGUAUGACACUCCCCCUAUGGUGGUAAAAGGGCCAUCUAGUGGUCAAGACAUAUAUGACACCCUAGCAAUCACAGAGAAGAACCCCCAGCAAACUGUGUAUGACUUCCCUCCAUCAGUGAGUAAAGAUGUUCCUGAUGGUCAGUUAAUCAGAGAGGAGACCUAUGACGUGCCACCCCACUUGGCCAAACUGAGGCACCAAGUUCCCAUUGCUCAUGACCAGUACCAGCACAACGUCAGCGAUGAUGAUGAGCUGCCGAUUCCAGAAGACGUUUAUGAUGUUCCACCACCUAUCCUGACAGAGAAGCAUCAUCAGGGUGAGAGAGGUGCAGUCAGGCAGGCCACGCAGGAGAUCUAUGACAUCCCAGCCGCCUUGCGUUGUGGAGGCCUCCCCAGCCAGGAUGUGUAUGACUUCCCACGGGAACGAGAGGACAGAGGGGGUGAGAGGGGAGACCAGUAUGUCUAUGAUGUCCCACCACAGGUUGUUCGUGAUGCCCAGUCCAAUGCUGAGGAGCUGACCAUGUCUUUUAAGCGGCUGUCUGCUUCAAGCACAGGAAGCACACGCAGCAACCACUCUUCUUCUUCGUUAGACAUGGUUCCUGUCCGGGACACCUCCUCAGUUCCUUCCUCUAGCUCCAUCCAAGGAAAACCGCUCAUGUUGGACCUUGAUCAGGCCAUGGAGCGACUGUCUCGCCUACAGCAGGCUGUUGAGUCCAGUGUUUACCUCAUGAUGUCGUUCAUCACAGGCAACUGGAGGAGCCCUGCUCACCUGGAGGAAAACCUUACAGCCCUUCAUCAGGCUGCUGACCGGGUGCGAGCCACUGUCCGAGACUUCCUAGAAUUUGCUCGGGGCGCUGUUGCAAAUGCUUCCCAGGCAACAGAUCGCUCACUGCAGACCAAGCUGGGCCGGCAAGUGGGAAAGAUGGAGGACGUCUUCCAGAAUUUGAUUCGGCACAGUCAAAGCUUAGACAGCCUCUCAUGGUCACCCACAGCAUUGUCAACUCCACCUCCAGGAGGGGAUGACUUAGAUCGACUGAUAAUGACAGCCAGAGGCAUCCCUGAUGACGCCAAGCAGCUUGCCUCGUUUCUCCAUGGUAAUGCCUCACUGCUCUUUAAAAGGACAACUCGGCAGCAGCAGCUGCCCCUUCCUCCAAUCCCAGGGGAGAUGAGCGGUCACAUGACAGGAUCAAGUAGUGGAACCUACCAGGCAGGGGAGAAAGUGCAUAUUCAGUCACGGCCCCUCCCUUCUCCACCAAAAUUUACAGCUGCAGAUGAGGAGGAUGGCGUGGACAGGCCAUAUGAGGUCACAGAAGAAGGCUGGAUGGAGGACUAUGAUUACGUCCAUUUACAGGGAAAGGAAGAGUUUGAGAAGAACCAAAAACAGCUCCUGGAGAAAGGAAACAUUAUCAGACUCAACAAGACACAACUGGAACAGCAACAGAUUAAACAAUUUGAACGGCUAGAGCAGGAAGUCAGCCAGCCAAUAAACAACGACAUGACAGGCUGGAUUCCUUCUUCGAACCAUCCUCUGGCCAACCAGCUAUUGAAGAAUGGCCCUGGAAAGCCCUCCUCCUCCAAGCUGUGUCACGGUGACCGCCAGUUCCUCCUUUUUUACCAGGAGCAGUGUGAGCAGAACAUCACCACAGUUACCAAUGCCAUCGAUGCCUUCUUCAGUGCCAUCAACUCCAACCAGCCGCCAAAGAUCUUUGUGGCACACAGCAAAUUUGUCAUCCUCAGUGCGCACAAGCUAGUUUUCAUCGGGGACACGUUGUCACGGCAGGCAAAGUCUCCGGAGGUGAGGGCCCAAGUGGCCCAGAGCAGCAACACCCUGUGUGAAAAACUCAAAGACAUUGUAAUCAGUACAAAAACAGCAGCGCUGCAGUAUCCCUGUCCAGGAGCAGCCAGAGAGAUGACGGAGAGGGUGAAGGAGCUGGCCGGGUGCACGCAGCAGUUUAGGAUGGUCCUUGGACAGCUACUGGUGAUGUAGGAAGUCAAACCCAAAAUGCACUGGUUCACUCGCUGGGAGGAGUAAGUCUUCUGAAUGACAUGCAGUGGAACUGGUGAAAACUCCUGUAAUGCGAGGUUAGACACCAAACAGGACAUUUUUUGUUUUAACUCCUGAGACGCAGCAUUAAGGCCUGCAGGAAUUAUCUCUCUUCUCCAUCCGCUUUGUGUUCACUACGAUCAUUCCUCGCUUAGACUUCUCAAACUAGACAGCAGUAAAGUAACAUUAUAUGUUAGGUGGGCUGUAAAAUAAUGAGUGUAAAUAUUUAACUUCCCUGUUUAGUGAGAUGAAGAGAAAGAACAAGGCAUCUAAAAAUAAAAUGUUUCCAUUUUAAAGAAGGAAAUAUGAAAUCAUAUUUGUAGUUUAAGACAUUAUCAAUUAUUGUUAUUAAUUAUUGCAUUUACUGUUCUAAUCAUGGCUCUGAUUCUUGAUCUUUGUGUCAUUCUAGGUAUUGAUGUAUAAAUUCCAGAUGUUAUGUAUAGCUCUAUGUUGUAGUGAGUGCCUCUAUCCCUGACAGACAUCUUUUAGAAUCAUCUGGUGAUCUGAGGUUGCCCCAGUGGCUCAAACUAUGAUAGCUGUCCCACCUGCUCCCCAAAACGUCCCCAAAAGUGUAAAGCUGCAGGUGCAGUUAGAAUAUCAUCAGUGCCAUCUCCCAUGAUUUUCUUUUUUUUGUUUGACAAACUGUAUCUAUGUUGUUUUGUAAAAGGCAUGUAUUCCACUAAUGUGUAAAACGUUAAAUACACCAAUGCAAUCAA